Penicillium odoratum is the source of this 1998-nucleotide messenger RNA. RefSeq names its product arylsulfotransferase family protein. The record is from RefSeq and is a predicted model, not a curated record. Bases 1 to 1998 code for a protein of 665 amino acids. NCBI's taxonomy places the organism in Eukaryota, Fungi, Ascomycota, Eurotiomycetes, Eurotiales, Aspergillaceae. The transcript is spliced from 3 exons.
AUGGUCGCCGCUAUCUAUCCCUCCGUGAGGACAUCCUCCCUCGUCCUUCUCGGCUUGCUGCUAUACAUUCUUGGCGCUGUCGCUGAGGAUCCUGUGUCUUUCUUCAAAUCGCGACCCGACAUCUAUCCUCCGAUCUUCAAAGUUGAACACAGCGACGAAUCAAAGCUCAGUCCCGGUUACAUCUUCAUUACGCCCUACGAGGCCCAGAACCCGGGUCCCUAUAUUUUUGACAACAAAGGAGAGCUAGUAUGGAGCGGUUGGGGUGUCUCUGGACCGGGCAAUGCUCACGGAUUCCACGUGUGCAAAUAUAAGGGCGCCGACCACUUGUGCUUUUUCCAGGGCAACCAGCAGAAAGGCUACUGUCGCGGACAUGGCAUUAUCAUGGACAACAGCUACCGCAUCGCGCGAUCCGUCCAACCAGGCGGCGGAAUGGCAUCUAGCGACAUGCACGAAUUCAUGCCGAUCAACGACGGAAAAUCAGCCCUGAUGACCGUCUACCAGCAGCGACAGUUCGACAUGACUCCCUGGAAUAUCAAGACCGGUGUGGGUUGGCUCAUGGAGAGUGUGUUCCAGGAGGUGGACGUGGAGACGAGCAAGGUGCUGUUUGAAUGGCGGUCUCUUGAUCACGUUGAUCCGUCUAUGAGUUACACCUACCCCGCCCAUACAGAUACCUCUGGAACCGGAUUGAACGUCCACGAGCCCUGGGAUUACUUCCAUAUCAACUCGAUCGACAAGAAUGCCGACGGUGACUACUUGAUCUCGUCGCGACACACUUGCGCUAUCUACAAGAUUUCCGGAAAAGACGGGUCGGUAGUUUGGAGAUUGCAUGGCGCGCAACCCACCUUCCGCAAUAUAAAUUUCAGCUUCUCGCAGCAGCACGAUGCGCGCUGGCUGUUUGAGAAUGCCACCCACUCCGUCGUCUCACUAUAUAAUAACGGAUAUAACGGGUACAACCGCACUCACGCCUACUCUGGGGGAAUGAUCAUUCUGAUCGACCACGUGGAUAACACGGCUCUGCAGAUUCGCGACUAUCGCCCUUUGAUCCAUGAUCUGAUUAGCUCCAGUCAGGGCAAUCUUCAGCGUCUACCGAACAAGAACGUGAUGAUGGGCUGGGGAAAUAAUCGUUAUAUCUCAGAACAUGACGAAGAAGGGAACAUUGUGUUCUGGGCUGAGAUUGCCGCUGACCCAGUCAUGAACUAUCGUGCCAUGAAAUUCGAGUGGGAUGGUCAACCUACCGAUUCCCCUGCCCUUUGGACGUACUCUCGAACUGGGGAUCCCUUCUCUCCCACCACAUUCUAUGUCAGUUGGAACGGCGCCACGCGCGUCAAGGACUGGCGAUUCUUCGGUGCCUCCAACAUGACCGGACCGUGGACACUAUUAGACAAUAUCGAGAAGACCGGGUUCGAGACCGAAUAUACCAACGCCAGCUUCUACCCGUGGACCCGCGCAGAGGCCAUUGACCAGAACGGCGCAGUCCUCGGCCGGUCCGAGAUCAAGUAUACCUUCGUCCCUUCGCCAGAGCUGCGCGAGUUCUGCCAAGACGAAACUUGUCUGGAUGCUCCUGGAUACGGAUUCCCUGGCGAGGAACAUGCUGAACCGUUCAUCCCGCCCGCAGGCGUCAACACAGUGCCAUGGGUCGACCCCGAGCACGACGGAUCCAUCUGGCAAUACCCCUCUAGCUCCCCGCAUGUUGAAGGCCCAGUCUACGAGAAGCCCUGGACCUCCAAACCUCGCUAUCUCUGGGCGGGUGUCGUAAUAUUGUCACUUACGUUCAUCGGCGGAGGCUACUACGUCUUCCGCUACUGUCAACAUCAGCGGCUGGAUCCGCUAGAUGAUCAAGAAUCAGCGGAACCGUUGAACGGUAUGGCUGAGUCAAAAGACCGCCGUUCCAGCGAUCUACCGUGGUGGAAUUGGAAGCGGUGGACCGGAGGAGAUGAAGGUCACUAUUUCCCACUUGCGGAUCGCAGUCCGAACCACAGACGACAGCGGACGGAGUAG